Camarhynchus parvulus is the source of this 2214-nucleotide messenger RNA. It is a transcript of the gene IRX3, whose product is annotated as iroquois homeobox 3. The record is from RefSeq and is a predicted model, not a curated record. Gene Ontology annotation, cellular component: nucleus. Lineage: Eukaryota; Metazoa; Chordata; Aves; Passeriformes; Thraupidae. Gene Ontology annotation, molecular function: RNA polymerase II cis-regulatory region sequence-specific DNA binding; DNA-binding transcription factor activity, RNA polymerase II-specific. The transcript has 4 exons. The coding region runs from base 402 to 1856 and encodes 484 amino acids. Gene Ontology annotation, biological process: neuron differentiation; regulation of transcription by RNA polymerase II; cell development.
CAGAGGGAGAGAGAGACUUAAAAGAAAUAGGAGGGGCUUGUGAGAGACUAGAAAUGUCAAUCAGAGCCCAGAGUCCCAAUAAUCUCAGGCAAUCUGUUAGGACCUGACCUAGGUCCACUCAGAUCAAUAGGAAAAGUGAGAGAAGAAAGAAGCGAUCGGAUCGUUUACCGCGGCGGCCGAGGACAGGAGGGAGCCCGCGGCCUCCGCGCACCCCCGGCUCCCCCCCAUGUCUGCCGGAGUUCGCGGGAGGCGCUGAAAGUGCGGGCGGCCGGCGAGGGCGAGCGACCCGGCUCCCUCCUCCGCUCCCGGCCCUGCUACUUUCUCCCCUUUCUCUCCCUUCUUCCUCUCGUCUCCCCCCCCUCCUCUUCCUCCUCCCCCCUCCCCUGCCCCGCUCCCCCACCAUGUCUUUCCCCCAGCUGGGCUACCAGUACAUCAGGCCGCUUUACCCGGCGGAGCGCCCGGGGAGCGGCGGCUCCCGCGGCGGCGCCGAGCUGGCCCCGUCCGGGACCCUCUCCAACGUGCUCUCCUCCAUGUACGGCGCGCCCUACGCCGCCGCCGCCGCCGCCCAGGGCUACGGAGCCUUCCUGCCCUACGCCGCAGAGCUGCCCAUCUUCCCCCAGCUGGGCGCCCAGUACGAGCUGAAGGAGAGCCCGGGGGUGCAGCACGCCGCCUUCCCCCCCCACCACCCUGCCUUCUAUCCCUACGGGCAGUACCAGUUCGGGGACCCGUCGCGGCCCAAGAACGCCACUCGGGAAAGCACCAGCACCCUCAAGGCCUGGCUCAACGAGCACCGGAAAAAUCCCUACCCCACCAAGGGCGAGAAGAUCAUGCUGGCCAUCAUCACCAAAAUGACCCUCACCCAGGUCUCCACCUGGUUCGCCAACGCGCGGCGGAGGCUCAAGAAGGAGAACAAAAUGACCUGGGCCCCCCGCAGCAGGACGGACGAGGAGGGCAACUCCUACGGGAGCGACCACGAGGGGGAAGAGGACAAGAGGGAGGACGAGGAGGAGAUCGACCUCGAGAACAUCGACACAGAGAAUAUCGAAAGCAACAAGGACGAGCUCGAGGACGACCUACAGGAUGCCGAUCUCCUGCACUCUGACUCCAAAACGGACUCGGAGGGAUCCGAAGGCUUUGAGGACCUGCCCGGUUCCGAGGAGCGCUACGACAAGGUCUCCGAGGGGGAGCCGCACCACCUCCGCCACCACCACCUGCACCACCACCACCACCAUCACCACCAUCACAAGUGCGAGCUGCCCGCCACGGCCGCGCCCGUCGGCCCGGAGCCCCUUAAGCCGCCGCUCCCGCCGCCGCCGCCCCACCUCUCGCCCCCCUCGUCUGCCUCUUCCUCCGCCGCCUCCUCCCCGACGGACGGCGCUUUGGCCGGCUCCUUGCCGAAACCCAAGAUCUGGUCGCUGGCUGAGACCGCCACCAGCCCGGACAACCCCCGCAAGUCUCCCGGCGGCGGCUCUCCGCCUGCGGCCGCCCCCCAGCCGCUGCCGCUGCCCACCCCGCCGCCCCACAGACUCGUCUCCUCCUGCCCCCUGGGCAAGUUCCCCAACUGGACCAACCGCGCAUUCCCGGCCCACCACCACCACCACCACCCCCCGCACCCGCUGGCCUUACUGAACACUCCCCACCUGCUGGGGCUGGGGGCCGCCUCCGCCGCCCCCCCCGCCGCCGCCUUCCCGCGGCCCGCGGACCAGGCGCAGAGCGCGGAGCCCGUCGGAGCAGAUCGAUCUAGUGCCUUGGAAGUAGAGAAAAAGUUACUAAAGACAGCUUUCCAGCCAGUGCAGAGGCGGCCCCAGAACCAACUUGACGCCGCUAUGGUUCUAUCGGCGCUCUCAUCAUCAUAGUUAAUUUUUUAUUGUUGUUGUAAUAAUUGUAAAAAAAAUCUCUGUAUAGUUACAACUUGUAAGCAUGUCUGUAUAUUCAAACUCAAAAGGAAAAAAAUACCCGCUUCUGUCCUAUCACCUGGAUUAGCUGAGCUGUGAGAUUUUUUUUUUUUUGGAAGUCCAGUGAGAAUUAGGUGUUCCCCCUUUUUUUUUUUGGGUUGUUGUUGUUGUUUGUUUUUGUACAUACCGUAAAAAUGUACAUAUGUGUGAACCAAAUUGUACAAGAAAGUAUAUAUUUUUGGCUAAUAAAUAAACUGUUGCCACUUUGACUACACUCUCGUUUCCCCCUUCUGGAGUUGUUUUCCUCCCGCAGUCCCGC